UUCCCUGGAACCUACCACCGGGUUGAUGUUAGAGUGGGUGAGACCAGACUGCCGUUCAUGUGAGUUGCACGACGGAACUUGUGGGUUCAAGAGUAAUCAGAGUCUGGAAGUCGGGUGCUUUGUUGUUGCAAGCAAAGGACAUGGGCUUCCACGGAGUGCAAGGUACGGUAUAAUCAUAGGCGUUGCAAUACUGGGGUUUUUGUGUUUGAUUGCACUUUUCUUUCGCAACACUGGCGGAGUAAACGCCUAUACUCACCACCAGCACCACCAGCCUACCACUGAAUUAUCCACUUCAGUCGCCUUCCAGCAUGCUGUUAUCGCACCCGGACUCAACGGACCGACCAUUGAAUCCUACCCCAGGACACUGCUAGGUGAAAGUAGGCGAUUACCCAAUCCUAAUGACAACACUUGCCCCAUAUGCCUGUCGGAAUACCAGCCUAAGGAAGCGUUGAGGACCAUACCAGAUUGCAAACAUUAUUUUCAUGCCGAUUGCAUAGAUGAGUGGCUAAGGAUGAAUACGACAUGCCCCCUGUGCCGGAAUUCGCCUGAAUUGAGGUCAAUCUCCCCUUCCACAUCAUUCCCUUCCUCUUCCAUUCUGCAUUAUCAUCAGUUGUCUAGCUAGACUGCUAAAGUUCAAUUAAUUAUCUUUGUUUAGUGUUUGAGGGUACAAAUUUAUGGAGGCACAAUUCGAUGUAUGUAUGCCCUUCCAAUUUUUGUUUGUGGUUAAUAGGGUUUUUAUAAUGGGGUUUUUUAACUUAUGCCUUCAUGUCACAUGUUAAGACUUUAAUAAAUGCAUUUUUUGUAA
Messenger RNA from Rubroshorea leprosula, 805 nucleotides. The record is from the annotation of a GenBank genome assembly. NCBI's taxonomy places the organism in Eukaryota, Viridiplantae, Streptophyta, Magnoliopsida, Malvales, Dipterocarpaceae.